Molecule: messenger RNA, 744 nt
Organism: Fusarium vanettenii 77-13-4
Lineage: Eukaryota; Fungi; Ascomycota; Sordariomycetes; Hypocreales; Nectriaceae
Exons: 3
Coding region: 1-744 (247 amino acids)
Source: RefSeq, a predicted model, not a curated record
AUGAAGGCUUCGGCGGCUUAUCUUCUCACCUUUGUCCUCGGCGCCGUCCAGGCCCAGAACUCCGUCCAAUGUGUCGACGGCCAUCGUGAGAUGAUAGGCCCCGACUACAUGGUCGAGUACAAGUGCGGUAUCGUCCGCCAGGGAGACGUCCACAACAACAUCGCCACCCAGCAGGAGUGUGCUGAGCUGUGCAAGAACGCCGGCCGCUCCGUCUGCACCUACCACCCUCCCACCCGACGAUGCGUCGUUGGUCAGGAGGGUGGCAAGGAGGUUCCUCGUCCUGGCUCCAUCUACAUGCAAAAGGUUGAAGAGGACGUCUACGAUCCUUUUACUGAGGAGCAGGACCCCUUUGGUAAUUCCGAGUGCGAUGAUGAGAAGGCUGCUUGCCUCCUCCGUGAGAGCAACCUCCAGGCUGAGCUCACCAAGGCCAACGCCGAGGCUGAGGAUUCCAAGGACCUCUUUGCUUCUAGCUGCCCCGUCCAGCACACCAAGUACACCACCGUCGGUGGCAGGGAGUACCGCAUCUGGUGCGCCCGCUACCAUGACACCUCUGCCCCCAAGGAGACUUAUAACAACGUCGACACCAUGGCCGCUUGCAUCAAGCUCUGCAGCUCCAAGAGCUGGUGCACCUACGCCCUCCACGGCAUUUUCCUUACCAAGUGCCAGCUCUACGAGCGCAAGGUUGCCCACACUACUACCCCCGGUCUUUCCAACCACAUGUGGAACUGCGCCGUCAAGAAGUAA